This is a messenger RNA of Drosophila innubila, 1972 nucleotides long. RefSeq names its product lipoamide acyltransferase component of branched-chain alpha-keto acid dehydrogenase complex, mitochondrial (gene Dbct). Gene Ontology annotation, cellular component: mitochondrion; cytoplasm. The transcript has 5 exons. Lineage: Eukaryota; Metazoa; Arthropoda; Insecta; Diptera; Drosophilidae. Gene Ontology annotation, molecular function: lipoic acid binding; acetyltransferase activity. Bases 156 to 1556 code for a protein of 466 amino acids. The record is from RefSeq and is a predicted model, not a curated record.
GAAACAGCUGUCUAAUGCAAAACAAACUGAAUUUGCUUAGAACGCGGCCACAAUUACACUAGAUAAGGUCGAUCGUUUUGGGGCCGUGUUGAGUGUUGAGUUUUGAACGCAUUUCGCAGCAUUUUGAAAAGGGGCAACACACACACACAAAUACAAUGGCAAUGGCAACGCAUUUGCUACGAAAUGGCAGCACAUUUUGGCUGCGUCGCUCAAGGCCAAGCGCUCUGGCGCGUUGCCUGCAUUUAACGACCUGCCUGGACAAAAAGGUGUCCUUCAAUCUGAGCGACAUUGGCGAGGGCAUUCGUGAGGUAACGGUCAAGGAAUGGUUCGUCAAAGUCGGCGACACCGUCGAACAAUUCGAUAAUCUCUGCGAGGUGCAAUCGGACAAGGCUUCGGUGACGAUCACCAGUCGCUAUGAUGGCAAGAUCACCCAGAUCUUUCAUAGCAUUGAUGAGCUGGCGUUGGUGGGAAAACCAUUGCUCGAAUUCGAAGUUGCCGAUGAGGAAGGCGAUGAUGAGGAUACUUCUUCCUCAUCAUCUUCUUCUUCGUCCAGCGAAAGCGAUGUGGAGUCGGUGAAGACAGCUGGUGGAGCAGCUAUUGAUAGCGUCACUGGUGGACGUCUUAUCACACCUGCCACGCCCGCUGUGCGUCGUCUGGCCAAGGAGCAUAAAUUGGAUUUGGCUCAGGUGCCGCCAACGGGCAAAAAUGGACGUGUCCUCAAGGGUGAUGUGCUGGAGUAUUUGGGUCAAGUGCCUGCCGGCACAAAUGUGCCACAUCCCAGCACCUUGGCCAAGUCGGCGACUCCAGCAGCAGCUGCUCCAGCUGCUCCUCUAGCUGCUCCUCCAAUCCCCAAGGCCGCUGAUCGCGUCGAGGCGCUCAAGGGUGUGAGGAAGUCAAUGCUCAAGUCGAUGACCGAGUCGCUGAAAAUUCCCCACUUUGCGUACAGCGAUGAGAUCGACAUGUCCAAUCUGAUGAAGUUCCGUGCCCAAUUGCAAUCUGCUGCCCAGGAACAGGGUGUUCCCAAGCUAACCUUUAUGCCGUUCUGCAUUAAGGCCGCCAGCAUAGCUUUGACCAAGUAUCCGAUUGUCAACAGCUCGUUGGAUUUGGCCAGUGAGUCGCUGAUCUACAAGGGAGCACACAACAUCAGUGUGGCGAUCGAUACACCUCAGGGUCUCGUAGUGCCAAACAUUAAGAACUGUCAGGCCAAGAAUAUCAUUCAAAUAGCCAAGGAUUUGAAUGCGCUCGUGGAACGUGGACGCACCGGCUCCUUGACGCCUUCGGAUUUCGCUGAUGGCACUUUCUCACUGUCCAACAUUGGUGUUGUGGGCGGAACUUACACGCAUCCUUGCAUCAUGGCGCCUCAGGUGGCGAUCGGGGCCAUGGGAAGGACCAAGGCCGUGCCACGUUUCAAUGAUCGGGACGAGGUGAUCAAGGCGUAUGUGAUGCAUGUCAGUUGGUCAGCUGAUCAUCGUGUCAUCGAUGGUGUAACCAUGGCCAGUUUCUCGAAUGUCUGGAAACAACAUUUGGAGCAACCGGCGCUUUUUAUGCUCCAUUGAGGCUAAAAUACCAAGUGGCCAAAUAUAGAUCAGUACGGUUAAGGCUGCUUCUCUUGCAUUUAUUUACAACAAGGAUUUUUCCACACUUCUAUUUUCACCCCUUUUUUCCCUUUUUCCCCCCUCUUUUAAAGUGGCCCGCCAUGUGACGCACUUUUCCCAAAACUCUCCCAGAAUGUGCAUUUAUAGCAGGUGCGGCUCUAGCUGGCGCCUUUCUAGCUUUAAGCUUAGCGCAUAUGGUUGGCCAACUUACCUCUCCAACCACCCUCCCCAAAAUUUAUUAGCAUUUUUGUUGCAUUUGUCAAUUGAAAUUUUUUAUCAAUUAUUAUUUUUUUUCGUGUAGUUUUUUAUGCUACUUACAGUUGAACUGUAUUUUGUAAUAUAUUUAAAUAAAAUAUACAUUUUAUGUAAUCUUGUUG